GGGCGGGGCAAUGGAGGGGGCGGAGCCGGUGGGGUACUAACCCCGGUGUAGGCGACGAGGCCGCUGCAGUCGCUUAAGCAGCUGGAACCGGAGUCGCAGUUGCCGGGGGCCGCUCGCCGCUCGCGCGUGGCUCCGCUGGGCCCGUUGCCAUGGAGGACUUUAUCGUCAUCUCCGACGACAGUGGCUCCGAGAGCUCGGCCGGGACCCGUUCGGGCAGGGCGCGGAGGCUGCGCCGGGCCCUGUCCCGGACCCCCGGCGCGCUGCCCCGCCGAACCGUGGACUUUAUUGACUUAACUAGAGAAACCCGAACAAGGGCAAAAGACCGAAAUGGACUCUGUGUGAUUGAUCUGACAAGAAGUGAGGAAGAAAAUAGGCCUAUUGCCACUCUUGAUUUGACUUUAGAACCUGUAGCUUCCUCUCAGAAGGAGCCACCCAGUCUUCAGACAUGUACCAGUCUCUCGGGCAAAGAGGUGAUGGAAGCCCAUGAAGAUAGAGGCUCUCAGCCUACAGCACAGAGAAUCAUUAACAAUGAUCCUGUAGACUUGGAUUUGUUAGAGGAAAACCUAUUUGAAGGCUCUCGACCCCCUACAUCCAUCAGCCAGGACUCUGUUUAUCCACCAGAACCAAACUGUAGCUCAACCACAUAUAAAGGUGACCUCAGCUUCUUGACAAGUCUACAGCUCUCUUCAGAUGUUAGCUCCUUCUCCUCCACAAGCAAUCAGAGGGCCUCUUUGCCAUGCUCACAGCAAGAUGUGCCUUGUCAAUCACAAGGCUUGCUAUGUCCACUACAGGCCUUAUCAUGCCCACAAAGAGCUUCACCAUGUCCACCACGAGCUUCCUCAUGCCCACCACAAGCCUUGUCAUGCCCACCACAAGCUUUGUCAUGUCCAUCACAAACUCUGUCAUGCCCAUCACAAGCCUUGUCAUGCCCAUCACAAACUGUACAGUGCCAACUCCAAGCUUUGCCUCAGCCACCUCAAGAAGUGCCAUGUUCUACCCAAAAUGUACCAUGCCCUCAGCAGAAUAUGCCAAGCACACCUCAAGACUUAUGGCAUCCUCGACACAUCCUAUACAUAUCCCAAAACACUCUGGGCCUACCUCAAGAUGUUCCAGGCCAACCUCAAAAUGUGUCAUAUGCACAAGAUGUGACACAACUGCAAGACAUGCCAUGGUCACUGCAAGACAUGCCACUGUCACUACAAGACAUGCUACAGUCACUGCAAGAUGUGCCACCAUUGCUGGGAGAUGUGUCACAGUCACCAGAAGUGAUGCAGUUACCAGGAUAUGUGACACAGUCAUCAAGAGAUGUGAUUCAGUCACCGGCAGGCGUGAUACAGUCAUCAGGAUGUUUGAUGCAGUCAUCAGGAAGUGUGACACAAUCACUAAGAAGUGUGAUGCAGUCACCAGAAGGUGUGACACAGUCACUAAGAAGUGUAAUGCAGUCAUCAGGAGGUAUGACACAGUCACUAAGAAGUGUGAUGCAGUCACCAGGAGGUGUGAUGCAGUCAUCGGGAGGAAUGAUGCAGUCAUCAGGUGUGACACAGUCAGUAAGAAGUAUGAUGCAGUCAUCAGGAGGUGUGAUGCAGUCACCAGGAGGAGUGAUGCAGUCACCAGGAGGAGUGAUGCAGUCACCAGGAGGAGUGAUGCAGUCACCAGGAGGAGUGAUGCAGUCACCAGGAGGAGUGACGCAGUCACUAAAAAGUAUGAUGCAGUCACCAGGAAGUGUGAUACAGUCAUCAUCAGGUGUGCCACAGUCAUCAAGAGAUAGGAUGCUGUCACCAGGAAGUGUGUCACAGUCAUCAGGAGAUGCAAUACAGUCACCAGGAGGUGUGCCACAGUCAUCAAAAGAUAGGAUGCAGUUGCCAGGAGAUGUGCCAUCGGCAUCAGGAGAUGCGAUACAGUCACAAGGAGGUGUGCCAUGGUCAUCAAGAGAUAAGAUGCAGUCAUCAGGAGGUGCGUCACUGGCAUCAGGAGAUGCGAUACAGUCAUCAGGAGGUGUGUCACCAGCAUCAGGAGAUGCGAUACAGUCACAAGGAGGUGUGCCACGGUCAUCAAGAGAUAGGAUGCAGUCAUCAGGAGGUGUGCCACCAGCAUCUGGAGAUGUGAUACAGUCACCAGGAGGUAUGUCACCGGCAUCAGGUGAUGCAACACAGUCACCAGGAGGUGUGUCACCAGCAUCAGGAGAUAUGAUACAGUCAGCAGGAGGUGUGCCACCAUCAUCAGGAGAUGUGAUACAGUCAGCAGGAGGUGUGUCACAGUCACCUAGCAAUGCAUUGCAGUCACCAGUCAAUAUGUCAGAGUCACUUGGAGACACACCAAACUUAUCAAGAGAGAUGUCACACUCACCACAAGUGUUAUUGGACUUAGCAAGAGACAGGCCAAAGUCUUCCCCGAAUGAUGUGCAGAACAGUGAUCCUCCUAUGAAUAUCUCAGCUCCAUCCUCUCCAGGUUGCUCUACUAACCCACUAUCUCCACAGUCUGAAUUUUCCUUAGAAAGAGCUCCUUGGCUCACUAUCACAGAUAGCUCAGCCAGAAAAGAGAGAUCACUGCCACAGCUUGCCAAUCCUGGGUCUGCCCAGAUACAAGGACAAAUACCACAAGUUGGAGUAUACAAUAGACCUUGCCUGCACAGACUGAAAUACUUCUUACGGCCUCCAGUUCAUCAUCUCUUCUUCCAGACAUUAAUCCCAGAUAAAGAUACACGAGAGAGCAAGGGUCAGAAAUUAGAACCCAUCCCUCAUCGAAGACUAAGAAUGGUGACAAACACUAUUGAAGAAAACUUCCCUUUGGGGACUGUGCAGUUUUUAAUGGACUUUGUUUCACCCCAACAUUACCCACCCAGAGAAAUUGUGGCUCACAUCAUCCAGAAAAUCCUGCUCAGUGGCUCUGAGACUGUGGAUGUCCUCAAGGAGGCCUACAUGCUUCUCAUGAAAAUUCAACAGCUGCAUCCAGCCAAUGCCAAGACAGUGGAGUGGGACUGGAAACUGCUCACCUAUGUCAUGGAGGAAGAGGGACAAACUCUGCCUGGACGCGUUCUCUUUCUACGCUAUGUAGUGCAGACCCUUGAAGAUGACUUCCAGCAGAUCUUGAGGAGACAGCGGCAGCACUUACAGCAAUCCAUUGCAAACACUGUCCUGUCAUGUGACAAACAGCCCCACAACGUCAGAGAUGUUAUCAAGUGGCUGGUCAAAGCAGUGACUGAAAAUGAAUUAACUCCACCCCAGGAUGAGACUCAGACCUCUCCAGGAACAGGACUCUUGAAAACUAGCAGUGACCACCUGUCUUCCCAGCCUAACCUGAACAGGAACACCAAUCAACUGAUUGUGUGUCAGCUUCAGAGGAUGUUGUCCAUCGCUGUAGAGGUGGACAGGACUCCAACCUGCAGCUCCAAUAAAAUAGCCGAGAUGAUGUUUGGGUUUGUGCUGGAUAUCCCUGAGAGGAGCCAGAGGGAGAUGUUCUUCACUACCAUGGAGAGCCACCUUCUGCGAUGCAAAGUCUUAGAGAUCAUAUUCCUCCACAGUUGUGAGACUCCAACCCGUCUCCCCUUGUCUCUGGCCCAGACCCUCUAUUUUCUGAACAAUUCCACAUCCCUGCUCAAGUGUCAGUCAGAUAAAACCCAGUGGCAGACGUGGGAUGAGCUGGUUGAACAUCUGCAAUUCCUGCUGUCCAGUUACCAACACGUGCUGAGAGAGCACCUGCGGAGCUCAGUGAUUGAUCGGAAAGACUUGAUCAUCAAAAGAAUUAAGCCCAAGCCCCAACAAGGAGAUGACAUUACGGCGCUUGAUGUGGAGAAGCAGAUUGAGGCCUUCCGCAGCCGCCUGGUCCAUAUACUGGGAGAACCUUUAGUCCCCCAGCUCCAAGACAAAGUGCAUUUGUUGAAGCUGCUGCUCUUCUACGCUGCAGACUUGAACCCUGACACAGAACCUGCCUCAGAGCACAGAGGCAGCCAGAUCUCUAAGCACUGAGCACCAAGAAUACCUCCUGACUGUCGCAGCUCCUUGGAAGCCCUGAAGUAUCAACAGUAGUUAGGAAUAUCAUAAGACCAAACCUAUCUUAUUUAUCUUAUCUGUAGGUUGUAAUAACUUUAUAACUCUUCAGUAUAUAUCUUUAUAUAUAUAUAUAUAUAAUCUUUAUCCUAGUCUAUUCAAAUUUGGCUUAAAUAUACAAGGUGUAUAUAUUUUUUAUUAAAUUAUUUAUCUAUGCUUUUGAAACAGGUAAUGAUAUGCACUAUAUGUCCGACAUUUCCAUACAAGAUGUGAAACAACCCUUCUCCUGAACAAUCCAUCCAUCAGUGUUACAUUGGUCAAGGUACUGACGGCCUGUUUCUGGGGGAAAAAAAAGUUUUUUUCUGAAUAGACUACAUUCUAUACUAGACUUUUUUUAUAUUGCCUAUGAAUAUGACUCUGUGGCCAGUUUAUUAAAAAAGCAGGCAAAGAAACAAAAGACUGUUAAAACAUUUGAUGUUAAUAAGAUAGAAUAUAAAAAGUUUACACUGCUCAGGCUCCACUACAGGGUAGGCAGAAUAGACAAGAAAGACCUGGGCUUGAAAAAGUAGUAAAGAUUUUUAUUUGUCAAUACAAGAUGACACAAAUAAAUUAAUUUUUACAACAA
Molecule: messenger RNA, 4611 nt
Organism: Arvicanthis niloticus (Nile rat)
Lineage: Eukaryota; Metazoa; Chordata; Mammalia; Rodentia; Muridae
Gene: Simc1
Product: SUMO interacting motifs containing 1
Molecular function (GO): SUMO polymer binding
Source: RefSeq, a predicted model, not a curated record